This is a messenger RNA of Brugia pahangi, 3264 nucleotides long. Lineage: Eukaryota; Metazoa; Nematoda; Chromadorea; Rhabditida; Onchocercidae. The record is from the annotation of a GenBank genome assembly.
AUGAAAUAUUUAUUGAUUCUAUUGCAUUUGACAAUAUUAACUAUUCAAAAACGAAUCAUACGAAUUGGACAUUUACUACCAGCUAAUCCGAUCAUUGCAAAUGAAGCGGAUGUGCUCAGAAUUUGCGCAGAUGAUCUUCAUAAGCGCAAUAUUUUACCACCUAAUUUAACAAUGGAAGUAAUUACAAUGGAAUCAUGCAACGACUUUAGCGGUGUUGAAAAUGCCGCUUAUUUACAUUAUAUGCACAAUGCUACAGUAUAUUUUGGACCUGGUUGUAACGAUGAAAUUAUAAUAAUUAGUCGCUUAGCUAAACGCUGGAAUGUUCCGAUUAUAGCACACUUAUCUGGUGAUGAUACGCUUGCUGAUAAAACUAUAUUUUCAACGCUUGGCACUGUUGCUCUCACGUCAGCAAUCGAGAUGGCUCGAGCAACGUUCACGUAUCUUAAGCUAAACAAUUGGAAAAUGAUUGGUAUUGUACGACCGACAAUCCAUUUUGAUGGCCUUUCCAUACAUUCUUUGGUGCAAUUAGCAAAAAAUAGUACCGCUGUUAGUAUUAAUAUUAUAAUCGAAAUUGAUCCAUUUGCAUCUGUCGAUGAAAUCUUAAAAAGCGGAAAACUUGAAAUACUUCGAAUUUCUGCAAGAAUAAUUGUGGUCGAAUUAGGCUUGGAUCUCAGUGCUUGCACCAAUUUUAUGUUAGCAGUUUUAAAAGCUAACAUGAAAAAUGCAGAAUAUGUAUACAUACUACCAUGGCUUUCUCAUAUUGUUGAUUACUUUCCAUGGGAAGUGAUAAAAAUCACAGAUAAUCAUUUGAUAAAACAAGCCUAUGAAAAUGCAAUUGUAAUAACUGCCCAAGGCUAUGAUCAUAAAUUAGUUCAACAUUUUGCGCAUAAAUUUUCAAAAGAAACUGGUCAUAUGGCUUCUUCACAUUAUGCAAUACUUGUUUACAUGUCAUUGUAUGAUGCAUUAUUCCUGUAUGGUCUUGCAUUACGUGACGCAUAUGAUAUUACCGGUGAUGACCAUAUUAACAAUAACGGAUCGUUAAUCUGGAAGAAAAUGACUAAUCGCCAAUUUUUAGGUAUGACUGGUCAGGUGUUGAUUGAUAAUGAAGCAGUUCGAAUACCAAGCUAUAUUACAUACCAGUUGUAUAAUGGUAGUUUACGAACUGUUGUGGAAUUAGAAGCAAAACUUGGCGAUCCGGAAAAAUGUAGCCUGAAAGGCGAAGAAUGUUCGCUACAUGUACCACAUGAAAUUUUAAUGAAUUACUGGUUGACAGCAAAUGGUGAGGCACCAUUUGAUAUGCCACCUUGUGGAUAUGAUGGUAGUUUAUGCGAUUACACAAAAUAUAUUUUGGCUGGUGCUUCAGCAAUUCUUUUACUUUUUACUAUUGUUAUUGGUUAUUUUCUAUACAUCAAAGGAAAAGAAAGACGAUUGUAUGAUAUGACGUGGCGCAUAGCACGUGAAUCAGUUCGUCUGUUAGAUUUAGCUACUGACCAUACAGGUAAAUCAGUUAAUGGAUCAGUAAUCAGUAAUGAAUCAAAUACAAAUCAAAUGUUAUCAAUGGAACGUGCAAUAUGCAACGGUGUUAAAUUAUCAGUUCGCCGAUAUCAUCAAACACGAAAUAUUACAUUUCCAAAAAAUGAAUUACAAAUUUUGAAACAACUAAAAAUGUUGGAAAAUGAAAAUUUGAAUAAAUUUUAUGGAAUUUGUUUUAACCAACAAAAUGAAUUGCUAAUCCUUUGGACAUUUGUUACACGUGGAAGUCUUGGAGAUAUUAUUUUUAACAAUGAAAUGAAACUUAACCGAAAUUUUCUAGUUUCAUUUGCUAAAGAUGUUGUUAAGGGUAUAUUUUUCCUGCAUUCAUCGCCAAUACAAUACCAUGGCUUAUUGUGCUUGCAAAACUGUCUCGUUGAUUCACAUUGGACAGUUAAAUUGACAGAUUUUUAUACGGAAGUAAUUGUUGCUGAAAAGUUAUUGCAUAACGAAAUAAAACAAAUCUUUAAAAAAGUUGAUGACAACGAUGAUGAUAAUAUUCAAAUUAGCCGAAAAUAUAUCCAACAAGCACCUGAAAUUUUACAAAUUAUUUUAAAGACGAAAUUUUUACCACAUGGCUCUCAAGCAGCAGAUAUAUAUUCACUCGGUAUGGUACUCUAUCAAAUAUUAUUUCGAUUGGAACCAUUUCAUGAACUAUCCAUUUCCACAAAAAAAUUAUUGAUCAAAUUAGCAAAUAGUAUUGAAGAAGGUUGCAUUCGACCAACAUUUCCGUCAGCUAACAAUGAUUCAUCCUAUAACCUUCAAUUAAUAAGUACCAUUGAGGCAUGUUGGCUAGAAAUUCCACAAAUGCGACCAAAUAUUAAAAAAAUUAAAGAAGUUAUUAAUGCAACCUUAAAAACAACACGAAAAAUUUGUGAAAAUCAUAUUGAAAAUGACAAUUCAAAAAAGAAAAACGACAAACUUUUAUUAUUUGAAGGAUUGUUUAAACGAGGAAGUGGAUCACUUUUGGAUCAAAUGAUGGAAAUGAUGAAUGAAUAUACUGUAAAUUUGGAAGUAAUGGUGAAAAAUCGAACAGCAUUAUUAGAAGAAGCACAACAACAAGCUGAUCGAUUACUCUACAGUAUAUUACCAAAAUCAAUUGCGGAUGAUUUAAAAGUUGGCAGACAGGUGCCACCACAGUUAUACCCAUGUGCUACCGUACUUUUCUCGGAUAUUCGAGGAUUCACUCGAUUGUCAUCCAUUUCAACUCCAUUUCAAAUUGUUAAAUUUCUCAACGAUCUUUUCAGUGGCUUUGAUGAUAUCAUCUCGAAACAUGACGCAUACAAAGUUGAAACAAUCGGUGAUGCAUACAUGAUCGUUUCCGGUUUACCGAAAGAAAAUGGUUAUGCACACGUUGAGAAUAUUGGCAAUAUUGCACUUCAAAUGCGUUCGUUUGUAACAAAAUUUAAAAUCAUUCAUCGACCCGAAGAACGAUUAAUGGUGCGAAUUGGCUUUCACAGCGGUGCUGUAGCAGCAGGUGUCGUCGGUUUAAUUACACCACGUUAUUGUCUCUUUGGUGACACAGUUAAUAUGGCAUCCAGAAUGGAAAGUACGAGUGAACCAAAUGAGAUACAAAUCAGUGAUCAAUCAUAUAAUUUGCUUCAUUGCUAUUUUCCGCAAUUUCAAAUUAUUGAACGAGGAAAAAUUAGUGUUAAGGGUAAAGGUGAAUGCAUCACAUACUUUUUGCAAGGUAAAGAAGGUGAAAAUGCUAUGAAUGAUAAAUUGUGCAUUUGA